UCAGUAAGUGCUGAUCACUGAAAUGAACGUGAGAAGACAGACAAAUAUUUCACUGUAAACUUUAUCAAAGCAUUGAUCUAGAUUUCUAGAUCUAGAUUAUCUAAAUCUAGAAUUACCUUGUGUUUGAAUUUUAACUAGGUUUCUAGACAUAGAUCUAAUGUUGAUUUAAGGUGUUUGUACUUUAAGUGGAUGCUAUAUGAAGUUUGAGACUACCACAUGCAGUCAGAGUUACAACAGGACCCCCACAAGUAUGCCACUGUGGGGGUUGCAGCCAGGUUGGGUGAUCUUAUGGGACUUCAGGAAAUGGUCUGGCAUGGGAGACCAAUAGAUGUUUUUGACAACAGAGGAUGGAGUCCACUUCAUGAAGCAGCAUAUCAUGGGAACACUGGUUGUUUGGAAUUCUUAUUGAGACAACCUGAAGUUGACCCUGAUUGGACAACGCAUGCCAAAGAAACACCUUUAAUUUUGGCAGCAAGGCAAGGCCAGCAUGAUGCUCUUAACACCUUAAUCAAUGCAAGAGCUGAUAUUGACUUUACUACCAAUGAGGGAUACACACCUUUAUGGGAAGCUAUCAAUUCUGGAAGCUUUCCAUGUUUCCGCACACUAAUUAAAAAAGAAGCAGAUGUCAAUGCAAGAGUCUAUACUCGUUACUCCCCAUUACAUUUAGCAGCAGAGAAAGGACUGGCUCAUUUUGUCAGCCUUUUACUUCAGCAUGGAGCAGAGCUAGAUGUCUAUGCUGAUCAUAAUUUGUCUCCCUUAUUUUUAGCAGCACAUAAAGGUCACACAGACUGUGUGAAACUUCUAAUAAAAUUUGCUAAAGAUAGAGGCGUCAUGCACAUUGUCAAUGCUGCUGCCUCAGACAAUGCUACACCCUUGCUGAUAGCAGCCCAGGAAGGGUAUGCAGCCAUUGUUGCCAUCCUCCUUCAUUAUGGUGCUGAUGCGAAUAUCCCUGCUGAUGGAGAGAACGCAGUGGCUCUUCAGUAUGCAGUGCUUAACGGUCACUAUCGUUGUGUAGAGUUGUUACUUCCCUACACAGAUAUGACUGUGUUUGAAACAGGAGAUUUUGACUCCAUGCACCCUCUUGUCCGGGCUCUUAAACAUCAGGAUACAACAAUACUCAGACUGUUACAUGGUCACUUGACCAUUAAUCGGACGUCCAACAUCCCAUCCUAUCUCAGGCUAGAACUAGGUCACCUGGCCAGUGCACUAGUGCCAGCUAGAACCUGUUCUCUACUUUGUUUGAUAGAAUCAGACUGGCCCUUGGCUGGUGCAGAGUAUCUACUUCAGAAUGGGGUCAGCCCUAAUAUAACUAAUACUGAUGAUGAACUUGCGCCACUGCUGGUAGCUUUGUGGACAAAACGAGAUUUAUUUUUUCAGCUGCUCCUCCGCCAUGGGGCAUCCCCGAAUGUGUAUCAUACCAAUGUGACAGGAAAUGUGGCCAUGCUUCUGGCCUUCCAAAAAGAUUUGGAACUUGAACGUGAUCUGUCUGCCUUUGUGAGGAACUCUAAACAGCCCAAUUUUCAGAUUUUUUACAUCUGGCAGCUUUUCUUAGCGGGUGGAGAGUCUCAUUCCUUGUUUGACCUCUGUGAUCCCAUGAAUGGAGAGAACUGCGGCAGUCCGGCAAUCACAAACUUAUUUGGAUUAAUGUUUUACAUGUUUCACCGCAAGGAGAACUUAGUCCCAGUCCUUGCACUGCUGAUGUGUAUUAGUGAUCAUGCCAGUUUACCUCGUCAUAUUCUUGCACAGUUUGAACAGAACCAAAGGAAGGUGUUACAAAACAUAGCUGAAAAAACAAACUUGCUGUCUCAUCGUUGUCGAAGAAUUAUUGUUCUCAACUUGGGUAAGGAAAAUAAAUACAGUCGUUCUUCAGUGGAAAACCUUCGAAUACCCUCCAUGUUACAUGACUAUCUGAUGUUCAUGGAAGAGCUGGAGCUCCCCCUUCAAGAUAGGAUUCUUUAAUUUAUUAUUGUUGGCCUAGAGGAACAUUAUUGACCUACAUUUACUUCAUGUAUGUAAAUUUGUCUUUUUUUUUUUUUGAUGAUGCUCCUGCACUGGCAGACAACAUCAAACUGUUUUAAUUUAAAAGAUUUAAAGGAAAUUUAAAGAAUAAUAGAAUCAAUCAUUCCAGUCCAACUUUUACAAGUACAUUUUUGUAUCUUCUUUGAAAUGACUUCAUUAAUAUAGUAAAACUUUCUGAGCAUUGCUUGCUUAAAAUGGUAAACCAAUAUCUCUGCACUACUUGCUUUUCAAUUGUUUUAGUUUUUUAUACACAUCAAAUUAGGCUAUUUUUAAAAAAAAAAGGUUUAUACUGACCUUUAUUUAACCAUAAACUGUUGAAGUUUAAGUUGUCAAUAGUAAAAUUUUCAACUUGGUUCAUCAAAAAGAUGUACCAAUUUUAAAAACCAUUCAGAGCAGUACAGCAACCUCUCAGUUCUAUGCAGUAUGUUUGAAUCCAACAAUUGAGUACUCUGAAGACUACUUUUUUUACAAAAACACUAGACUGCUAAAUAGAGAAAGUGCUUUUUUUUUUUUUUUUUUUUUUUCAAGUAAGACCAGGACAACAGCAUUACAAUUUGCAUUCAAAAUUUUCCUUAGAAUCUGUUCAAUUUAAAUAUUGGUGUUUGGUUUUAGUUUCAUUGCUAGUAAUAAUUUAGGGAUAGUGUUAGGCUCCAGUUGAGAACUAGAAUUAUAUUGGAUUGAGUUUAGUUUAUGUGAUUAGUGUUAAAGAGUUAGGUUUGGUAUGAGGGCUUGGUAAAGAAUGGUUAUUUUAGAAAUAGAUCUAUGACCUUACUUUUCAUCUAGAUACAUUUGAUUUUUAUUUCUGUUGUUUAAAUGACAUAUAUUUUGUAUGUAUGUCUGACAAGUACAACCAAAGACCCCCCACCCCCCCCUUUUUUUUUUUCCCAACUUUAACUAUAACUGAUAAUUUUUGUGAUAGCAAAUAAUCUGAAUGAUAUGGAAUAAGAUUUCUGUUUGAUAUUAUUCUAUUUUUGCUCAUGCUCUACAUACAGAAAUUAGUUUUUACUCUAAUAGUAAGAUGAAAAUUAAUUAAUUAAUCUCUUAAAGUUCCCAUUUCAGAUCUUGCCAUCUAUAGGGCAGAUGAUGUAAAGGUUAUCUGUUUCUGUGGUCCAUGGCUAACGAUGGUGUCAUUUGGCCAGCACAAUGACCAACCAUCUUUACUUUUCCCCAACUAAUGUCAGGUACCUGCCUGCAUUUUAAAUUCAAUAGUAAUAUUGGGCUCAGUUCAACUUUGCAAUCACUUGAUAGAUCAACAGUGCAAACUUCUUGUGUGUUGGGAUUGUUUUUAGAUAGAUAGUUAUUUUUUUUUUAAAUUAUAUAUUCUUAAUUCUAUGGUGCCACUCCACAAUGACACGUUGCUGCUUCCGUUUUUUUAUCUUCCUAAAAAUGUGUCGCCUCAUCCAGCUGUGUCCUGCUCUAGGCAAAAAUCUGGAUUAUUAUGUUAAUAAAUAAUUGAAUGUUUUAAAAUGAUAUUAUGAUUUCCUUAGCUAAGUACUGAUUAAUCACAUUGAAUGAUUUGUUGAAAUUUUAUAUUUUUUAUAUAUUGUUUGAUCAAUGGUCUAAAUAUAAUCAUCAUGUCAAGUAUGGUCCAGGUAUCAUAAGUAUGAUAGGGUACAAAAUGAAUUAGCUAAUCAAUUUUAUUGACAGAAUGUCAACUUUUUAGCAAAUGAUUUUAAUUGCUAGUGCUGUAAGUGUAUUCUAAAAUUGUGUUUUUGGGCAAUAUGAAAAUUUAUUCAUUUCUUUUUCUUGUUUGUUUUUAGGCUACAUCCUUAUAAUGGCUUAUAAUGAACUUGAAUGUUUUCUGAUUUCAUUUUUUACAUUUCUGAGACAUUAGAAUCUCCUUUCAAUUGUUUUGUAAAUAGAACUUGACUGUCAUUUUUUUAAAAAAUGUUUUGAUUUUCUUUUUAAAUUGUUGUAACUGAUAAUUUUCAAGAUAGAAAACUUCUUAUUAGAAAGCUUUUUUUUGAUAUUUAAUUAGUUGUUUUAUUACAAAUUUUAAUUACAACUAGAACAUUUAAAAAUCAGGUUUAGAUAAUCCAGACAUGAUCCUGAAACAAUUACAGUGACACAAUAAUCAUCUAUCAAUGGAAUGAGAGGAAAGUGCAGUAUACGAGCAUGAAAUAGUUGCUAAAGCGUGGUCGAGAGGCCAAGUGCGCUUGAACUUGGCUUAGCUACUUUUUUAGGUUUGACACCUGACUCAGGCAGAGUUGUGUUUGCUUAGCGCCUAAAGGCAGCACGGAAAACCAACUCCUAGAUACCCCCUCCCCCCACUGGUCCACAAAUGAGAUUGGACCAAAAGCGCUCUGAGCAUGCUAUAAGCAUGAAAGUAGCGCUAUAUAAAAGCUAUAAUAAUAAAAGCAACAAGCAGCCAAACUUGGAUCUGUCUGUUGAAACUUGACAAGUUUGUCGUUGUACACUUUUGUGUAGUAUUGUACAAGGUCUUAGUACUUUGUCAUAUUCCCCUACACAUUCUUAGUGUGAUGAUGGGUUAUUAGAUCCAAGAUGUGAUGCAUAGUUUUAACUUUAUCUUACACUACCACAUGUACCAAAACAAAUAAGACCUCUAGUGGAUUUUAAAUUAGAAAUGUUAUAACAAUAAGAUUAAAAUCCACAUUAUCAGCAAUCUUAUUGGUGGCUCUUCUAUGUCAUUUUCCUCUAAUGUCAUAACUUUUAUGCAAACAUUUGCACUACCCUGCACCAUUUUACCACAAAGUUACGUGUGCAGCUUCUUAUAGCAUACAAACUUAGAUCUAAAUCCCUUUCAUAACUUUCAGUAUUUAUUUGGUAUGACAAAGUUGUUGUUUUUUUAAAUAGAAAAAUAGUCACAAUCAACAGGUUUUGUUGGCUCCUGAAUAGUGCAGAUAUUGAUUUCUGCUGUCAAGAGUUAUUUAUAUACAUCUUUUGUAGAGGUAUGAAAGAAAUUAACAUAAUCUUCAGUUAAGCAAGAUGUUCCUGUUGCUAAUCUUGAGUGUAAAAACAAA
Molecule: messenger RNA, 5000 nt
Organism: Biomphalaria glabrata
Lineage: Eukaryota; Metazoa; Mollusca; Gastropoda; Planorbidae
Product: ankyrin repeat and SOCS box protein 3-like
Exons: 9
Coding region: 217-1959 (580 amino acids)
Molecular function (GO): protein binding
Source: RefSeq, a predicted model, not a curated record